CCCAACAAAUCCACCAAGAGACCCUCAACAAAUCCACCAAGAGACCCUCAACAAAUCCACCAAGAGACCCUCAACAAAUCCACCAACAGACCCCCAACAAAUCCACCAAGAGACCCUCAACAAAUCCAUCAAGAGACCCCAACGAUGGAGGAGUCCACACGCUCAGACUUGGACAUCGAGAUGAUGAUGUUGACCCUGGACGAUGUUGUGGGUCAGAACCCUGACCCCAGUGAUGAGGUGGAGAACCUUCAGAACAGUUAUCGAGAGGCUGUCAAUGAUGACAGCAUCCAGCCCAAGAUGCAGUGUCUGAUGAUGGACUCCUCGUUCUCCAUGGUAACAAUGCAAGGGGAGGACAGUGGGAUUGCCUGGGAGACGACCCCAGGGGGCUGCUGCAUGUCGUGGCUUUCUGAGGCUACAGAUGUCUCUCCAGUUCCGAUACAAGUCACAACAUCUGGGUCUCGAUCAGCAGGAAAGAUUAUAUUUGUCCUGGACGAUGAGAUGCUUUCAAAACAAAGAAAAACUAAAGAAAAGGAGAGCAGUCAGAAGAGCAAAGCAGAAAAACAACUAGUCUUUCUUGCGGAGAGCUCUGAGAACUUCUCAGGCCGGCCAGAGUUAGUGGAAGUCUCUAAACCAAAUGUCAAGUUUGAAGGAGAAGAAGACAGAGAGGGAGCAACUUGUCCUCUGGCAGACAACGAGCAGUGCUUGUUCAGCAUAGUGUCUGAAGGCUCUGAAAUCCUUAAUAUUGUUGUUCCCCCUAAACUAGCCACCGUGGACGAAGAGGAGAGCAAAGAAAUGGUCGACAACCUUUCAUAUCUGGAGGACAGUCUUGCAUUGAAAGCCAACGAGGAGACCCAAGACAACGAGAUGCUGAUUCCAACAGAUUCUGAAGUGAAGGCAAAUGACCAGUUCAAGCCUCCACAUUGUGCAUGUCUAGGUGCAAUGGAUCCACCGGGGGCUCCAGUGGCCAGACCUACAGGCAGAGGAGCUGUUAGGAAUAUGGACUACUUUGAGGCCUUCUCUCUGAUAGAUGCCCAGGCUCCAGGAAGUCCUGCUGUCAUUGCAAACCAUCAGGAGCACCAAGAGGCAGAGGCUACCACAAAAAAACAGAACACAGAGAGUUCAGAGCAGUCUGAAAACUAUACCAUCACUAAAAGUGUGGAUAACGAUAAGUUAGACACUGUCAGUUUGGAGGAACUCACCAGUGAGCUUCUAGAUGAAGUCUUCUACGGUGGUACAGAUAGUUACCCUGUAAAAAGUCUGGAUGAUGAAGUUGGAGGAGCAGAGGGUGCAAAAUAUAGGCUUCCUUCCAAAUCAAGUGGUUCAACUUUGUUUAGUAGCCAGGAAGACAUCCUUACUCCAGUCUUUCUUCCUGAAGGACCUCCAAAAAUUAUAGACCCAGUUUUGCUGGAAGAACCAAAAGCCAUGGCCUUUCUCUACACUGACUUGUACGAAGAGGCGCUGGGCACCCGGAGAAAAGACGAGGACACUGAAAGCAUGACCUCUGAGAAGUCUUUCCACAGCAGGCACUCUGAUCGAGAGGCCCAAGGAUAUUUAGAGAAAUAUGCCCUCAUAGAUGAGACUCCUGCUGAGGAGGUGAAACAGCCAGGAAAAGACCGUUUCCCAGAGGAAGAUGAGCGAAUCCUUCCCCAAGACUUGCUUGACUUUGAAGAGUCACUGCUCGAGUCUGAAAAAGAGCUGCGAGUGUCAGAAGAAGUCACAGAUUUCUUCAGGUCCAGUGCCAGUUCUUCUCCCUGUGAGUUAGACCCUUUCCCUCGAUCUCUAGAAGAUGAUGACAAACAAACGAUGAAAGAAACGACGACACAAAAACGAGUCUCUGUGGCUGCAGCUAAAGUAACAGAACCUCCCGUGGAUCUGAUGGACCCAGCAAGUUCUGAGUUGACCUCAGCAGAACCAGACUGGGACUGGUUAGAGUCCCAUGAUGAUCUGAUCACAGAUCUUCAUUCUGGAGGUCAGGAUGAAAGUCGAGUCAGCAAAGAUGAGGAGGUGCUGAAACAAGACUCAGACACCAACAGACCAGCUGCACCUCCUGGGGGGAAGGCAGCCUCCUCGACCAAAGGAUGCUUGGAUCUAACACCUCUGACUCCAGCUGAUGGGACUCCACAGGACAAAGAAGAGGGUGGAGGGAAGGAGCACAGGGUGGAGGAGAAAGAGACAGCAUCACCAGUGGAGACCGCAGACGAGGGAGAUGGUGAUGAGGAGGAAAACAUGCAGAACAUCUCUGAAGCUGCACAGAUGGAGAUCACCCUGGCUGAACUAACAGGAGGCUCCUCCAAAAGAAAACGUGUAAAAGACGACCAUGAAACUUCUGUCCAGGAUGUAGGACCAGCUGAGGAGGAGGGAGCAGGAAGAGAUGAAAAUGAAGGAGCUCCAGAACAAACAGAGCUUGAGGAGACAGAUGUUCAGGCAGAUGUUGAAACAGAGACAACUCCAGAGAGACGAGAAGACUCUUCAACCAUCCCAUCAGCCAAAGCAGCUACAAACAAACGGCAGUGCGCCAUACUUUAA
This is a messenger RNA of Nematolebias whitei (Rio pearlfish), 2526 nucleotides long. Its product is annotated as cardiomyopathy-associated protein 5. Bases 145 to 2526 code for a protein of 793 amino acids. Lineage: Eukaryota; Metazoa; Chordata; Actinopteri; Cyprinodontiformes; Rivulidae. The transcript has 3 exons. The record is from RefSeq and is a predicted model, not a curated record.